Chenopodium quinoa (quinoa) is the source of this 1764-nucleotide messenger RNA. Its product is annotated as calcium uniporter protein 6, mitochondrial-like. The record is from RefSeq and is a predicted model, not a curated record. Gene Ontology annotation, biological process: calcium import into the mitochondrion; mitochondrial calcium ion homeostasis. NCBI's taxonomy places the organism in Eukaryota, Viridiplantae, Streptophyta, Magnoliopsida, Caryophyllales, Amaranthaceae. The transcript is spliced from 3 exons. Gene Ontology annotation, molecular function: uniporter activity; calcium channel activity. Gene Ontology annotation, cellular component: uniplex complex; mitochondrial inner membrane. The coding region runs from base 452 to 1306 and encodes 284 amino acids.
GUAAUUUCUUUUGUAAAUUUGAUAUGUCCCAGGAUUUGGCAUAGAUGCAUUUUAUUUACUUAAUAUAAAAUCAUAACAAAUGAAUAAUAUUUUUUCCCUUUCAGUCUUUUCGACCCGGAAACCUUGCCUUUUUUCACUCUUAACUUUCCAAACUAAAGUAUAUUUCCAUAAAAUUUAGCUAAAUUAAAUUAAAUUACUCGUAUUAAACAAAUCAACUCAUAAUAAUAUAAUAAUAUUAAAAAAUAAAAAGCUUUACUUUCCUUGUAAAGAAAAUCAGAAAAAUACAACCCCACUCAUUAAAACAUUCUCCCAACUUCUUCACAUCUUCCUCAUCAACUUCAAUAAUAAUCUUCCAACCACCAUUACCAAAACCAAGCUUCCUUCAAUGGCAGAUUGAACCAAAACCUAAAGAUAAGAGAGAAAGUAAAAGAGGAGAGAGAAAGUGAUUACAAUGUGGAGUUCGUAUUUUCGAAGAAGUUUAACAAUGGCGGCGACUCAUCGGAGUCGUCAAACUCUGUACUUUCCGGCGCGUUUUCCGGAGGUUUUUUCGGCGUCGAGAGACGAUAAUCGAGAGGAAAGGCGGUUUAUGGCGACGGCGAGUGGCGGAGCAGAGAGAGAAGCGGCGGUUACGUUGGGAGAAGUGAAGAAAUUGAUGAGAUUAGUGAAUGUUGAAGCGUUGAAGACGAAGCUUGGAGAAGAUGGAAAAGAGGUGAUUGGAUAUUCAGAGCUUUUGAAAACUUGUGAAAGUAUGGGAGUUACGAGAUCUGUUGACGAAGCUGCUGCUUUCGCGAAAGUUCUUGAUGAAGCUGGUGUUGUUCUGCUUUUUCGUCAUAAAGUUUAUCUUCAUCCUGAUAAGGUUGUUGAACUGGUUAGGAGAUCGAUUCCGCUUGCCUUAACUCCAGAAGAUGAUCCAAGGAGGGAAGAGCUGCAGAAGUUGCAAGAAAGGAAGGAAGAGAUUGACAGGAAGGCUCACAGGCAGGUUCGUUUAAUGCUGUGGUCAGGCCUUGGUGUUGCUAUAUUGCAGGUCGGGCUUUUCUUUCGUCUUACUUUCUGGGAAUUCUCGUGGGAUGUGAUGGAGCCAAUCGCAUUCUUUACAACAGCAACCGGCUUAGUGAUCGGUUAUGGCUACUUUAUGAUUACCUCAAAAGAUCCCACGUACCAAGACCUGAUGAAGACACUCUUCCUUUCAAGGCAGCGGAAGCUGUUCAAGAAGUACCAAUUUGAUAUUGACAGAUUUAUUGAGCUGAGAGAUAAGUGCAAAAAUCCUCUCGACAAAAAGCAGAUCAAUGAGAAGUUAGUACUGUAAAGAUUUUUGCUGAAUUCUCAGAUUGAUCAAUAUCUUCUACAGCAGAAGAGGAUUGUGGACAUAUUGAUGCCAAGAUACUUUUUCUCCAAGUAAAGAAGCUCGUAACUAAUAUUGCAAUUCUUAUUUGACCUAUCUAUCAUCCUUGAUAGCAGCUAAUCAUAUUGCGCCAUCAGCAAGAAAGCUAUUGCUCUUCUGUCCUUUUUUUUCCCUUAGGCAAAGGAACGAGCCUCAAAAAAUAUGAAAUGGCUUACCCCGUUGUUCCUAUUGAUAGAGGAGUCUAGUAUCUUUCCUGAAGUGGUGAACACUUGCUAACAUUAACAGAUUUAUCUUCAAUGAAAGCUACCAUUUUGAUAUGAUGUCUGGCUGUUUUUCGAAUGAUCAAUUGCAUCAUGAGUAACAUUUGUUAUCUAAAACAGCUAAAUUCUGAAAGACAAUGAAAUUCUACUUUUUCCGUUUCA